Messenger RNA from Melanotaenia boesemani (Boeseman's rainbowfish), 2364 nucleotides. It is a transcript of the gene tbcb, whose product is annotated as tubulin folding cofactor B. Lineage: Eukaryota; Metazoa; Chordata; Actinopteri; Atheriniformes; Melanotaeniidae. Gene Ontology annotation, molecular function: alpha-tubulin binding; microtubule plus-end binding. The record is from RefSeq and is a predicted model, not a curated record. Gene Ontology annotation, cellular component: cytoplasm; nucleus; microtubule plus-end. The coding region runs from base 208 to 948 and encodes 246 amino acids. Gene Ontology annotation, biological process: cytoplasmic microtubule organization; tubulin complex assembly; post-chaperonin tubulin folding pathway. The transcript is spliced from 7 exons.
AACCUUCCAGAGAAGGGCGUAGUGGCAGGAAGUGAUAUUCAGUAUUUCUAUCACAAAUCGGAGCUUGGUGCACUGCUUUACAGUUUUUUUUACUACAGUAUAGGGAUGAAUUCUUCAGGUUAAACAUCGACACUUGAUGAUUUGAAAUACUAUCGAAGAACAUACACACGUUUUUCUUGAUCGAUAACUGGGUUCAAACAGUUAAAGAUGGACAGUGAAAUAACAGUAGUUACAAAUCCCGUUGUAAAAGUACGGGUAACAAGCACCCUCUCCUCGUUUGAGAACCAGAGCAAGUUCAAUAGAGGGAUUACUAUUGCGGAAUUGAAGAGCAAACUGGAGCUAAUCGUGGGUGCACCUGCCUCCUUCAUGGACCUGGAUAUUUUCAGUGUCUCUGGCAAGUUCUUACAAAAAAUGGAUGACAAUGAAGCGCUGCUGGGUUCCUAUCCUGUGGAUGACAAUUGCCGAAUACAUGUUAUUGACAGAAGUGGAGGCCAGAUGGGUGAGCUCCUUGAUGUUUCUAAAGUGGAAAAAUUUGAGAUCUCAGAUGACGCCUAUGAUAAAAGGACAGACUCAGCAAGGUCGUUCAUGAAAAAACAGCAUGUUGGUCGCUUCAAUGAAGAAGAAAUGGCGAAGAAGCAAGCUGAUCUCAUGGCUCGGAACGCCGAACAGAAGGCUGCUGCUGAUGCCAUUUCUGUUGGUAGUCGCUGCAAAGUGGAGGUACUUGGGCAGCCUGUAAAACUUGGCACCGUCAUGUAUGUUGGUACAACCGAUUUCAAGCCAGGUUAUUGGGUUGGUGUAAAGUAUGACGAACCCCUGGGAAAACACAAUGGAACUGUCGAGGGGAAGAAAUACUUUGAAUGUGGAGACAAAUACGGUGCAUUUGUGAAACCACUAAGCGUGACCGUGGGAGACUUCCCUGAGGAGGAUUACGGUUUAGACGAGAUGUAGGACUGUGUAGUUUUGUUUGCUUGGUUUAUUUGUUUGGCUCCAAAAAUGUAAGCGCCAACCUCAAACUGUUAUCUGUUCACCAAACAGAGAAGAUGGAGAGUCCUUUUAUUGUUUUUGCUUCUCUAUGGGGCAUGUUCCAAAGGCACUUUAGUUUCAAGUUCUUAUUCCAACAUGACAGAGGACGUUGUUAUGCUGUGAUUGUAACUAAAGAUGUUUACAAAAGAGCAGUUCAAUCUAGAGGUGUUUGACAAAGCAGAGGGUUUUUGUUGCAGUAUAAUGAAGUUUAAGUUGAGUUUUCUCACUUCGUGUACUUUUUGUUCAUUUGCUUGCUGUCUGUGAACCAGUUAUUUCUCCAUAUUCAGUUAACCUCAGUGUGUUUCAAAAUGAAUGUACAGAAGUGUCUCAGUUUUUUUCAAUGGACAAUGAACCCUGGCUGAUAUUGACACUAACAUAUGAAGUGUGGCAUUGUGACUUGCAUUACCCAACUAUAUAUAUGUCCUAAGAAUUUACAUAAAUUCAUUGCUAUUCAUUUACAGCUAUGAUUGACAGAUUAGAGUGUCAUGCCAGGAGAAAAGGCAAUAUAUCCACAUUAGCUGAUAUUUCUAUAAUGAAGAAAAACUUAUCAAGUGUAUUCUGAGUCUGGGGUGCCACCCUUCAUCUCUGAGUGAAAAUCUUGGUUUUCACAGCCUUCUUUUUUAGACAAAAUACAUAUGACCUAUGUGCAAGGGUAAAUAUUUGCUUUAUAAUCAUUAUUGAACUCCUUAAAUUUAUGUUUAAAAUAUAAAAUGGUCCAAUUUUCAGUUUUCCAAAUGAAUAUAAGUAUUUUUUUUUCUUUUUUUUUAAAAACUAAAUUCCUAUUGUUAAAAAUGUCAUUGUCCAAACUUGAAUGUGUGUUGUUAAUAUUCAAAUGUUUCAAAUUGUCAAUUUAAAACAAUUUUUCUUUUUUCCCUUUAAAUCUUAUGUUACUUAUUUAAUUUAAACCACUUUCACUUCUGUUUAAAUGUGUCAGAAUCCAUAAGUAAAAUCAAUCAUUUGUUUUAUAUCCCAGUAAAUGAAAACACACACACACAUUUUCAACCUAAAUGAGCACUAAACUAAAAUAUUUCUAAAAUGUCGAAUAACUAUCCAAUUCAGGUCACACCUAAUGAGCAGGGCUUUUUUAAAUGGCAUUUUCUGUAGUUGAACAUAAACAUGUUUUUUUUUUCUCAUCCUGUAGCAGUCUUUUCUGCUCACUCUUGUUAAUUGCUGGCUGACAAUUUUUUUGUUUUUGUUCUUAGUCUACAGUGACUAUUUCCAUAUGUUGUAUUGUCUUGUGAACAAAAUGUUGAGGCCGCUUUUUAAAGACCUCCAUUGAUCUGAGGCGCCUUGUCACUAUGUGCCAAAGGGUAAUGCAUAAUAAAAACUAUUUGUCAGAUA